GUAUAAUUCAUAACUUUUUGGUUAUUAUCAAAAUUUUAAUAAAAAUUCUGAUGUCAUACUUUAAAAAAUCACAAAAGAGGACUAUUCCGUUACCAACCGUUGCUGAUGACGUUAUUCUGGCCAUUCAGGCCAUGGAUUUAAGUCAAUCGCUUAUCAGUAACAAAGAAAACAAUUAUAAGAUUAAAGAUGAAAAAAGUGAUACAAAUGAAGACAAUAAUUCAAAUACAACUGAACUGAACAGUUAUAGUGGAUCUCUUACACCAACAACGAGCACAUGUAGUACUAGUGAAUCGGUGAAAACACGUAACCCGAAGUGUGCCCGCUGUCAAAAUCAUGGCGAAGAAGUUUUAGUUAAAGGUCACAAACGAAAAUGUAAACACAGAGAAUGUAUUUGUGAGAGAUGUAUACUGACUGUCGAAAGACAAAAAUUAAUGGCAAAGACUAUUCGUGUCAAACGAAGGGCUAAGGAAGACAUGAUUGACCCGAAUAUGACGGACGACCAGAGAUUCCCGAAACCCGUCUUUAAAAAACAUAGAUCUGAAAUUUCUGAAACGGAUAGAGAAAGUGCUUACAAUAGUGACAGCGAUAAAAACAAAGAUAUGGACACAAAACUUAAGGAAUACUUUUCAAUGAUUGAAAAUGAAAUCAAAAAAACUUAAAGAAAUGGUUUUUGACCACAAAUUAACUUUAGCUGAUAUUGAAGAUGAAUUGAUUGCACUCAAGAAUAACAUCAAUCAUUUUAUUAAAGAGAGAAUUCAGUCUAAAAAUAAUUACAAAAAUAUGCCAUUUAAUGGUAAUCCUAUAAUCGGUAGUCCGAUAGCACCGACUAACAGCACACCUACCAUUCCAACGGUAAUACAGCCAAUGAAUCAUCAUUUCCAUCCCUUUGAAAGCACUUAUCUGAGAGGAUCCACAAUCUCUGGUUCCGAGUCUAACAACAA
Molecule: messenger RNA, 941 nt
Organism: Oppia nitens
Lineage: Eukaryota; Metazoa; Arthropoda; Arachnida; Sarcoptiformes; Oppiidae
Product: protein male abnormal 3-like
Exons: 4
Coding region: 51-659 (202 amino acids)
Biological process (GO): regulation of transcription by RNA polymerase II; germ cell development; sex differentiation
Cellular component (GO): nucleus
Molecular function (GO): RNA polymerase II cis-regulatory region sequence-specific DNA binding; DNA-binding transcription factor activity, RNA polymerase II-specific
Source: RefSeq, a predicted model, not a curated record